This is a messenger RNA of Haliotis rufescens (red abalone), 1087 nucleotides long. Its product is annotated as putative nuclease HARBI1. The transcript has 3 exons. Lineage: Eukaryota; Metazoa; Mollusca; Gastropoda; Lepetellida; Haliotidae. The record is from RefSeq and is a predicted model, not a curated record. The coding region runs from base 498 to 959 and encodes 153 amino acids.
GAUACCGUUUAGAUGGAAAUGGCAUUAGGUACGUAGCUAAUUUAAUAGCAGCUGACGUGGAGCCUGCAACCAACCGUAACCACGCACUUGACGAGAUACAAAAGACGCUGAUCACAUUAAGGUACUUUGCAACGGGAAAGUUUCAGUUGUGUAAUGCAGAUGAUCAAGGUGUCACCCAGCCCACCAUUUCCAGAGUUGUAAAUCAGUGUAUCACCAGUUUGUCAUCUGAAAGGAUUGUUAAACAGUUUGUCCGCUUCCCCCUGCAACUCGGGGACAUUAGGCGUCACCAAACAAACUUUUAUCAUAUUGCGAACUUUCCCGGAGUUGUCGGGGUGAUCGAUGGAACCCACGUACAAAUCCAGGCACCAACAGUAAACGAAAAUGAAUUCGUAAACCGACAUCACUAUCACAGCAUAAAUACGCAGAUCGCUUUUGACAGCGACGACAGAGUCAUUGACGUUGUUGCUCGGUGGCCGGGAUCGACACACGAUUCACGCAUGUUGACAAACAGCGGGCUCUACCAGCUUUUCGAGCGCAAUGUUCUCCCCAUCGGAUGUCACCUCCUCGGUGACAGUGGUUAUCCCUGCAAGAAGUGGCUGCUUACCCCUUUCCUAAGACCAUUGCCGGGACCACAAACAAACUACAACAGGUCACACAAAAGAACCAGGAGCAUAGUAGAAAGGGCCAUCGGUCAACUGAAACGCAGAUUUCCUGUUCUCCAUGGGGAAAUCAGGUUAAAACCUGAGAAGGCUUGUAAGGUGAUAAUAGCAUGUGCUGUCCUACACAACAUAUGCAAGGACAGACAUAUCCCAGUUCCACCCACUGAUGGGCAUGAUGGACUUGGCAGGCUUGAUGGGCAGAAUGGAGCUCAAGCAGUGACUGCUCCACCAGUAGCUGCACUCAGAUACCGGGAGCACUUUGCCAAUACCAACUUUCCAUGUAAGAUUAUUUUAUUUUAAUUUUCAACAUUUCCUCAUAAUAAAUCCAAUUUGUAUCAGCAGUACAUUCUUUGCAAAGUAUCUUUAGUUUUUAAUCAUCUUAAUUAUCCCUCACCCUCUUAAAUAUGCAAUAUUCUAAAUGCAAUGUA